Molecule: messenger RNA, 1578 nt
Organism: Closterium sp. Naga37s-1
Lineage: Eukaryota; Viridiplantae; Streptophyta; Zygnematophyceae; Desmidiales; Closteriaceae
Source: the annotation of a GenBank genome assembly
AUGUCUGUCCGUUCCGUACCUCUCUCUAUCCUUCUGUGCCCCUCUUCCUCUACCACUCCUUCCCCACCCGCUCUGGCCCCCACCCCUCAUGAUUCCCGCCCUGCCAGGGUGCGCCAUCGCAGCAUUGCGUUUGCGGGCGACUCCCUCAGCCAGCAGCAGUUCCUCUCCCUCCUCUGCCUCCUCACCCCCACCCCCCGCUUCAUCCCUCUCCCCUCCCCGCCUCCGCCUCACCUCCCCGUCCUAUCUCCCUCCUCCCCUCUCUUUCAACCAUCCAAUCUGAACCAGCCGCGCUCCCUAAACCCCGACCCAUCUCAGCCUGACACUCUCAACUCUGCUCCUGGAGCAGCCCAAGCACCAGAGGCCGCAGCAGCGGGCGCAGCAGAGGCCGCAGCAGCGGGCGCAGCAGAGGGUGCAGCAGCGGGCGCAGCAGAGGGUGCAGCAGAGGGUGCAGCAGCGGGUGCAGCAGCGGGUGCAGUGGAGGUGGUGGCAGUGGGGCACCUGUUUGGGCUGUCGUGGGCGAGGAGGCCUGUGGCGGGCACGGAGAGGGGCGGCGCCUUCUGGUUCCCCCAUGCCAACCUCGCCGUGCUGCAGCGCACCGCCAACUGGCUCGUGCACGUGGAGCGCGUGGUGGCGGGGGGACAGGCGGGAGAGAGCAGUCGCGGGAACGAGGGUGGUGGAGAGAGUAGCACACGGGCCACCACUGGACCCACGACAGCUUCCAGCGAUACAAGCUCGCCCUUCAAACGUCCCCCACCGCCCGCCCAGCCCUGCUCCCAGCCAGCCAAUCGGAAAACGCCACGCUGCAUGGCAGAUGCAGCAGUGAGCGGCACAGCGCCUUCCAGUGACCCGCCGCGCAUGGCCUUGGGCCCACCUCCUCUGGUGCUGCUGCGCACGCUGUCUCCAGCGCACUUUGCUGCUGGCACGUGGAGUACAGGCGGGCGCUGCGACGGGUUUCAGGACCCACUCCGAGGAGAGGAGGCAUGUGCACUCUCUGGGCAGUGCAGGGACACAGCAGCCGAAGAUGCCUUGCGUGCUGCAGCAGGGGUGGGGAGAGCAUCGGCAGCAGAUGGAGCAGACGGAGCAGGAGCAGAGCAAGCAGGGGCAGAGCUAGUGCCAUCAGCAGGAGAUGAAGGACUGGGGGAAGCUACAGCUUUGAGCGGGCUUCGAGCUGCAGCAGAGGGUGCAUCAGGGCAUUCAGUUACAUGGUUACGCUUGAUGAAGGUCUCGCUUCUCUCUGCUCUACGGGCCGACGCACACGUGGCGUCGUUCUACACCUACCGCACAGCACCGAAACAGAAGCACAGAGGGUUUGGAACGGAAGGGGCUGAAGGCUUUUCUCAGUUUGACACAGUAACCAAAAGGAGUGGGCCUGUUCCUUCAGCUGGCUUGGAAACUGCUGCGUUUAAUGUGACAGGACAAGAAGCUCUGGGGGAUAUGAGGGAGAAUACUAUGCCCGGUGAUGGAGUGAAGACACUCGUGCGAGACUGUGUGCAUUGGUGUCUGCCUGGUGUGCCCGACACAUGGAAUGAGUUGCUGUACGCUGAGCUUAUCAGAUCCGGAAAUUUCACUUUAAAGUAA